CUGGCAUUUUCAGUGAGACUUCUGGAUGUAGUUCUGUCUGUGCGCUCUCUAGAGUCUGAACAAGUGCAGAAAAAAAGAACCCAACAGAAUGGUUAUUCCUCCACCAGUUAGGCCUCCAAGAAUUAUGCAGUAUCUGAAGCCUUACGUUCUGAAGAUGCACUUUACAAACAAGUAUUUGAGUGCCCAGGUUGUACACAUACCAACUGCCACUGUUGCCUCUGCUGCAAGUUCACAGGAGAAGGCCUUGAGGUCAUGCAUGGAAUCUACUCGGGAUGUGGCUGCUGCUGCAAAGAUUGGAAAACUAUUGGGGGAGCGCCUGCUGUUCAAAGACAUCCCAGCUGUUGCUGUUCAUAUGAAGAGGGAACAGAAAUAUCAUGGUAAGGUCAAAGCUGUUAUUGAUUCUUUGAGGGAAGCUGGUAUCAAACUGCUUUAAAUUUUCAUAUGCUUUAUAAAGUGAAAUGUAUUGCUGAAUUUACUUUUAAGUUUGUAGUCUCUAGCAGUUCUAAGAAGAUUACUGGGGGGAUAUCAUUGGGAAGAAAGGUUGAUGGAGUUUGUGUUUCCAUGCUGCUCAAUGUGAUCAUGAUGAAAAGGUUUCCUGGGAAUUCAGAUUUUUACUCUAAUUGUAUAAUUUUCCCCGUAUCUUGUUGCAUGUUAAUUUGUAGACCAAGCAAAUGCAACAUAUUCUCAUGGAACUUAAACAUAUAUGCUUUCCAUAUAAAAUGAUGACAGGAUCUGAAUGUGAUUUGCAAAUAUGAGUUUGUAAUUUUGCUUAA
Messenger RNA from Quercus lobata, 773 nucleotides. RefSeq names its product 50S ribosomal protein L18-like. Gene Ontology annotation, cellular component: ribosome. The transcript is spliced from 2 exons. NCBI's taxonomy places the organism in Eukaryota, Viridiplantae, Streptophyta, Magnoliopsida, Fagales, Fagaceae. Bases 89 to 433 code for a protein of 114 amino acids. Gene Ontology annotation, biological process: translation. The record is from RefSeq and is a predicted model, not a curated record. Gene Ontology annotation, molecular function: structural constituent of ribosome; 5S rRNA binding.